AAACCCCUUUUACCAUUGCAAAAAGUGCUAAAAAACAUGAAACCAAUAUUUUAGCUAAUGAGAAAUUAGCAUCUAGCAAUACGACUAGUUUGGAUAAUAUGAUUAGUUUAGAUGGAGAUCAAGUAAUUAGUUUAAGUGAGAAUAAUUCCGAUAAUGAAUUUUCAAGUGAUUAUGAAGAGCCCAAGCCAAAAGGUGUUCGGCUUUUAAAAGAAAAUCUUAAGUGGAAUCCUAUUUGGGAAAUAACUUAUCCUUGGUUACGUUUAGGCGAAAAAAAAGAAAAGUCUGCCUUGUUUUGUAAGCUUUGUGAAUCAGCAAAAUUGAAUAAUAAUUUCGUUACUGAUAAGUUACAAAUUAGCCUUGAAAUAGGCUUUACUAAUCAACUUGGAACUAGUCACUUAUCUGUUAUUCGGAAUUUAGUAAAUACUUAUUGGUUGGCAAAAAACCUUGUUGCAACAUCUAAAAUUACUGAUCUUACGUCUUUAACCAAAUAUCAUGUUAAGUGUACAGAAGAGAUACAUACUCCAUUAGAAAUUUAUACUCUUGAUCAUCUGUUAUUUAAAUUAUUAGAAGAAUCACAAUUCAUUGAUGCUAUUGGAAGAGUUAUCGAAGAGGCUGUUUGCCAAGAGAUUCAGGAGUCUCCU
Racocetra fulgida is the source of this 641-nucleotide messenger RNA. Lineage: Eukaryota; Fungi; Glomeromycota; Glomeromycetes; Diversisporales; Gigasporaceae. The record is from the annotation of a GenBank genome assembly.